AUGGAAGGGGUCCAGCCCCCAGAUGAGACUGUGGGGAACGCAGCCAAGCCAAGAUUCCAGAGGAGCAAGCUGCUGCUGGUGGCCUCUGUGAUUCAGGGGAUGGGGCUGCUCCUGUGCUUUGUUUUCAUCUGCCUGCACUUCCCCACUCCUCAGGUGUCACCUCAGUAUCCUCCAAUUCAAAGUAUAAAAGUACAAUAUACCAGAUGUGAGAAGGAGAAAGGUUUCAUCAUCACAUCCCCAAACCAGGGCGAAACCAUGACGGUGCAAAACAACUCCAUCAUCAUCAGCUGUGAUGGGUUUUAUCUCAUCUCCCUGAAGGGCUACUUCUCCCAGGAGGUCAACAUCAGCCUUCACUACCGGAAGGGUCGGGAGCCCCUUGUUCUGAGCAAGGUCAGGUCUGUCAACUCCAUCAUGGUGGCCUCUCUGGGUUUCAAAGACAAAGUCUACCUGAAUGUGACCACCCAUGACACCUCCUGCGAUGACCUCCAGGUGAAUGGUGGAGAACUGAUUCUCAUCCAUCAAAACCCUGGUGGAUUCUGUGCCCACUGA
Messenger RNA from Carlito syrichta (Philippine tarsier), 549 nucleotides. RefSeq names its product TNF superfamily member 4 (gene TNFSF4). The transcript is spliced from 3 exons. Lineage: Eukaryota; Metazoa; Chordata; Mammalia; Primates; Tarsiidae. Gene Ontology annotation, biological process: immune response. The record is from RefSeq and is a predicted model, not a curated record. Gene Ontology annotation, cellular component: membrane. Gene Ontology annotation, molecular function: tumor necrosis factor receptor binding; cytokine activity. The coding region runs from base 1 to 549 and encodes 182 amino acids.